Molecule: messenger RNA, 858 nt
Organism: Paraglomus brasilianum
Lineage: Eukaryota; Fungi; Glomeromycota; Glomeromycetes; Paraglomerales; Paraglomeraceae
Source: the annotation of a GenBank genome assembly
AUGCUUGCUGGAUCGUUUUCCCAAGUGUGUGAUGACUGGGAGCACUUUCUACAACGUAAAUAUAAACCCGUCAACCCUGUUGAAUCAUUCAGAACAUAUGACAUUGCUAAGCCGAGUGUAGUUAAACUAUAUAAAGAACAACAUCAGAAACAAACUCUAGAUUUUGUUAUUAGAAGUCGGCAAAAGUUUAGCCAACUAGACAAAGCCCAUAUGGGAAUAUGGGAAGCAUUAGAGAUGUUGAAUGAGCUUAAGGACGAAUCCGACAACGAUACCGAGUUGUCGCAAAUUGAACAUUGUCUGCAGACAGCCGAGGCAUUAAAAAGAAAUGCUAAAAAGGAAAGAUUUGAUGAUUGGAUGAUAUUGACUGGGCUCAUUCAUGAUCUAGGGAAAUUAUUGUAUUAUUUUGGUGCAGAAGGACAAUGGGAUGUUGUUGGGGAUACAUUUCCAGUUGGAUGUCGGUUUUCGGAGAAAAUUGUUUAUCCAGAGUUUUUCAAAUCGAAUCCUGAUUAUUACAACCCCGCAUAUAACUCACUCUACGGAAUCUAUAAAGCAAACUGCGGAUUGGAUAAUGUUCUCAUGUCAUUUGGACAUGACGAAUACAUGUACAUGGUAGCCGAGAAAUAUUUGCCACAAGAAGCAUUAUACAUAAUUCGCUACCAUAGUUUCUAUGGACAGCACCGCGAGAACGCAUACACACACCUGAUGAACGAGCGAGAUCAUGAAAUGAUGAAAUUGGUGAAAACCUUUAAUUCUUACGAUUUGUAUUCGAAGAGCGAUGCGCCACCAGACAUCACAAAGUUGAAGCCGUACUAUCAAACUCUAAUCCGCAAAUACUUUCCAGACAAAAUUAAUUGGUAG